This is a messenger RNA of Loa loa (African eye worm), 1817 nucleotides long. RefSeq lists its product as hypothetical. The transcript has 11 exons. The record is from RefSeq and is a predicted model, not a curated record. Bases 9 to 1817 code for a protein of 602 amino acids. Lineage: Eukaryota; Metazoa; Nematoda; Chromadorea; Rhabditida; Onchocercidae.
UUACAGAAAUGGAGAUGAAAACUACCCAUCCAGUGCAAGGAGUAAAUGUAGAUAACGUGCAACAUGCAGUUCCGCAAACAGUGCAACGAAUGGUGACAGAUAGCAUCCAGCAGGAGAAUACAGACAGUACGCAGCAGCGAAUAACGGCAUGCCUAACAACGAAUAAUGCAAGACAAGUGUUUGGCACAAAAACUACUACUACUGCUACUGUUCCUGAGGGUCAAGCGAUCUGUUCAAAAUCCACCGAAGCUAGUAUAUCAAAUCGAACAAAUGGACAAGUUUUAAACUUUCAGGAUUUCCAGGAACCUGCGAUUACAUGGCAAGAUGAUGAGCAUGAGUAUGAAACGCAAAUGAAUUUACUAAAUGAGGAAUGGAAAAGGCCCGAAGUGAACGAAGUCAUGAGAAAGCUACUCAAAAAUGAAUUGUCAUUUGCGGAAGCAGCCGAUCGGAUAUCGAUUAUUCUCCGACGUGAGGUAACGGUAGCGUCGGUACAAAAUCGUGCUUUGCAUUGCUCCGAAUUUUCACAAUUGAGACAGGCAAAUAAUCAGAAAGAGCAUGAAGGUGAGAGAGAAAAUGGAGAAAAUACCGCGGGAAAACAUCCGGUUGUUGCAAAGGAGUUUGGACCCGGACUUUACGAAGUGAUACGAAAUCUACGUGGAAAUUUGAACAGCAUAGCGAUCAAGGAACGACAAAGUAAUUGUGUACGAAUUUACCGUCGAUCAACGACACGUCAUUACUACAGUUAUUAUCGUUGCUCAACUUGUGACUACCUAUCACGGCGUGAGGUCCAAGAUGGUCAUCCAUCACCGAUCAUUAAAAUGGUCCAUGACAAUAUUGUUGGCGAACCAUUUCCAUCACAUCAUCCCGAUUGCAAACCGAUACCUCUUUCACAGUUGCGAGCUAUGCAGAUAGAUCGGGAAAAUCGUCAAGAAGUGAUAGACGAAAUGCUAACUCCUUUUGAAGCUUGGUCAAGGGGUCAUUUAAGAGCUCUACUGGAGGAGGCAAGGAAGGCUUCGCAACUUGCUAGACAGCGUCCACACUGGAAAAAAGUCAAGUGUACGUCACGAAAUGAAAAUGAGAGCCAUCCAUAUGCAAGGCCAUGUGGCGAAACAUUAGUAAGUUACGAAGAAAAAAUACGAAAAAGAUUGAAUGAGCAGCUAAAACGCCCAGAUUCUCGUGCUAGUUCAGUUGCUUCUGAACGAUUUAAUGCUCAAACACCAACAGAUGACGAAUGGUCAUUUGCACGACGAAAGCAGGAUGGUCGUACUUUCAUAACGGAUGAAUCGCAAUCUCUCAUAUCGGAUCUUACGGAAGUACCAGAUGCGGAUGGGUUGCUAUCGGAAGAAAGAGUACACAUUGAGCAAUCAAGAAUAUCAGUGGAAGGCACUUCAGAAUCGAAUAAAACCGGAAAAGUCUCGUUUGCUUCAAGAGAUUCAGGCGAACCAGUUAAUGAUUUUGAUAGUAUGAAUCAAGCAGUAUGCGGUGGUCAGAUACCAACUAAUGAAACCGGGACAGAACCUGGUGAUACCUCUGUCUCUACAGGAAUAUCGAAGGUGUGCUCAGGCGGUGACCACUCGAAUCAUGUUGCUGUGUUAACAGAUGAUACUGGUCGAGAUAUAAUUAGGCAGACUAAUCGGAAAUUAUUUGUAAUUGAUGAUGAACACUUAUUGAAGUUGUUUCGAAGAUGUCCAGAUUGUGGUGAACAGCUGAAGACUUUAGUGCUUUCAUCUCGAAAAGCAGUACCAAUGGUAAAAUACAAAUGUCAAUGUCAAGGUAGUUGUGAUGAAAAAGUAUGGUAUGGUCAUGAACCCAAAUAG